CGGCUAGAGAGCGAGCGCGCAGCGGCGGCGGCAGCGGCGGCGACAGCGGCGACCCCACCGCGCAUCCAGCCAGGCCUCCGGCGCCCCGCGCCCCACGCGCCCCCGCGCCCCAUUCUUCGCGCCCCCGCCCCUCGGCCCGCCAGGCCCCCUUGCCGGCCGCCCGCCAGGCCCCGCGCCGGCCCGCCCGCCGCCCAGGACCGGCCCGCGCCCCGCAGGCCGCCCGCCGCCCGCGCCGCCAUGGGAGUGGAGGGCUGCACCAAGUGCAUCAAGUACCUGCUCUUCGUCUUCAAUUUCGUCUUCUGGCUGGCUGGAGGCGUGAUCCUGGGUGUGGCCCUGUGGCUCCGCCAUGACCCGCAGACCACCAACCUCCUGUAUCUGGAGCUGGGAGACAAGCCCGCGCCCAACACCUUCUAUGUAGGCAUCUACAUCCUCAUUGCUGUGGGCGCUGUGAUGAUGUUCGUUGGCUUCCUGGGCUGCUACGGGGCCAUCCAGGAAUCCCAAUGCCUGCUGGGGACGGUCGUGGGCUGGUGGCUCCCACUAGCCCCUCACACACACACCUGCUGGGCGCCUGGGUGUGUGUCCUUGGGCCCCGCCUACAGCCUGCCCUCUUUCCUCCCUCUGGCCACUGCCCGGCUCCAGUUCUUCACCUGCCUGGUCAUCCUGUUUGCCUGUGAGGUGGCCGCCGGCAUCUGGGGCUUUGUCAACAAGGACCAGAUCGCCAAGGAUGUGAAGCAGUUCUAUGACCAGGCCCUACAGCAGGCUGUGGUGGAUGACGACGCUAACAACGCCAAGGCCGUGGUGAAGACCUUCCACGAGACGCUCGACUGCUGUGGCUCCAGCACGCUGACUGCUCUGACCACCUCAGUGCUCAAGAACAACUUGUGUCCCUCGGGCAGCAACAUCAUCAGCAACCUCUUCAAGGAGGACUGCCACCGGAAGAUCGACGACCUCUUCUCCGGGAAGCUGUACCUCAUCGGCAUUGCUGCCAUCGUGGUCGCCGUGAUCAUGAUCUUCGAGAUGAUCCUCAGCAUGGUGCUGUGCUGUGGCAUCCGGAACAGCUCCGUGUACUGAGGCCCCGCAGCUCUGGCCGCAGGGACCUCUGCAGUGCCCCCCAAGUGACCCGGACACUUCCGAGGGGGCCGUCACCGCCUGUGUAUAUAACGUCUCCGGUAUUACUCUGCUACAAGUAGCCUUUUUAGUUUUGAGGUUUUUUGUUCUGAACUUUCCUGUUACCUUUUCAGGGCUGACGUCACAUGUAGGUGGCGUGUGUGAGUGGAGACGGGCCUGGGCCUUAGGGACUGGAGGGCAGGGGUCCUUCUGGCCCUGGGGUCCCAGGGUGCUCUGCCUGCUCAGCCAGGCCUCUCCUGGGAGCCACUCGCCCAGAGACUCAGCUUGGCCAACCUGGGGGGCUGUGUCCACCCAGCCCGCCCGUCCUGUGGGCUGUACAGCUCACCUUGUUCCCUCCUGCCCCGGUUCGAGAGCCGAGUCUAUGGGCACUCUCUGCCUUCGUGCACCUGUCCUAUCUAACACGUCACCUUCAACUGUAAUCACAACAUCCUGAAUCCGUCAUUUAAUAAAGAAGGAACAUCAGGCAUGCUA
This is a messenger RNA of Symphalangus syndactylus (siamang), 1599 nucleotides long. RefSeq names its product CD81 molecule (gene CD81). Gene Ontology annotation, cellular component: plasma membrane. The record is from RefSeq and is a predicted model, not a curated record. NCBI's taxonomy places the organism in Eukaryota, Metazoa, Chordata, Mammalia, Primates, Hylobatidae.